AUGAUAUAUGUACCCAUUAUAGAAUCCUUAUAGGUGAAUAAAACUAUUGAAAACGAUAGAUUUGAUGCAUCUCCCAAUUUUUAAAGGUUCAAAUUAAACAAUUUACAUCAAAACCAUUUUUCUCUGGCAUGCAAAAUUAAUAACACAAUAAAGGCAACUGCAAAUAAAAAUUCUGUUGUUUUUGGGUCUUCUUAAGAUAGAAAAAGACCUUCCAAAUUAAUUUUGCCGUCAUUACAAUAUGACUUAAACUUUAAGUCAGUUGACAGACAUAAAGCUUCUCCAAAGAUAAGAGGUAAUCGAACAAACCGAAUUAAGUCUGAGAAAUCUGAUAAAUAAUGUUGUCAUUCUCCAUCGAUUAACAAAACUGAAACUAUAGUCUAAACUAUUUAAACAACUGAAUUAAACUAUCUAUAAAAUUUGAUUUAAAGGUUAAAAACACCUCGUGUAGGACAAUAACAUAAAAUAUCACUCAGAUAGGAUGAGUUCAUACCGAUGAAUUCUUAAGAACUUAAAGAGAGUUUAAUUUCAUUGAUGUAAAUUUUAUCUCAAUAAAAGGAAUAAAUAUGGUUUAAAAUAAAGAUGAUA
Paramecium pentaurelia is the source of this 585-nucleotide messenger RNA. The record is from the annotation of a GenBank genome assembly. NCBI's taxonomy places the organism in Eukaryota, Ciliophora, Oligohymenophorea, Peniculida, Parameciidae.